CGAAUAUUAGAAAGUAGGCAAUAUAGAGAGUAGAAAAAAAAGUAGCUUAUGUGAAGAUUAGGGAAUCUCCUCUCUGUGGUCUUCCCUUCCGUCAAUUCACCUCGCUCAGCCCAACCUACCGCUGCCCAACCUUCCUCCCUACACAGACUCACUCCACACUCACACCAUCCACAGACUUGGCUAUGGCUGUCAGUGAUUGUCUGAUUUUCAUUGGAAAAACUGUUGUUGGAUUAUUGGUGGAGCCAGUUAGGCGUCAAUUCGAUUAUGUCUUCAAUCGAGUGAAAUACAUUGAAAAUCUACAAGAGCAAGUUCAAAAUUUAGAGGCUCAAAGAAUAGAUGUGCUCAACUCCAUGGAUGCAGCAAAAAGGAACAGAGAAGAAAUUCUAGCAAGUGUUGAGAAUUGGAUUGGCAAAGUUAAUGGGUUCAUUCUUGAGGCUAAAGAGUUUCUUGAAGGUGGUAACAAUGUGAACCAGAAUUGUUUCAAUGGGUGGUUUCCUGAUUUGGUCACACAACGCCGGCUAGGUAAGGCAGCAAAAAAUAAAGCAGAGGAGGCUAAAGAGCUGGGCAAAGAAGGCACAUUCAAUAACAACAUAUCCAAACCUGCCCCUCCCUUGGGGAUAGAGUCCAUACCCUCUGAACAGCUCGUGCCUUAUGCUUCUACAAAUUUGACAAUGACCAAUGUAAUGGAGGCACUAACUGACAACGAGAUCAACUUCAUUGGAAUACAUGGUAUUGGGGGCGUUGGAAAGACAACUUUGGUAAUAGAAAUCGGCAAAAAAGCAAAAUCUAAGAAGCUUUUUGAUGAAGUUGUGAUGGCUGUAGUGUCUCAGAACCAAGACAUUAAAAACAUUCAAAGUCAAAUAGCUAGCAUGUUGGGUUUCACCAGAUUAACUGAUCAACAAAGUGUAAUUCAAAGAGCAAGCAUGUUGUAUGCAAGACUUAGGGAUGUGAAGAAGAUCCUUGUUAUAUUGGACGAUGUUUGGGAAGAACUUGAUUUGGCAGUCGUGGGCAUUCCAUUUGGCAAUGAUCACCAGGGUUGCAAAAUCAUAAUUACAACACAGCGUGAGCAAGUAUGCGAUUCCAUGGGAAAGGAAACGCCGAGGACAAAGAUUGUUCAUCUUGGUGUUUUAUCUGAAAAAGAUUCAUGGGACUUGUUCAAAAAGAAUGCUGGCGAUGUCGUUGACUCUAACGCAGUGAAUGCUAUCGCUAAUGAGGUUUGUAAAGAAUGUGGAGGUCUGCCUAUAGCACUUGUUACAGUUGGAAGAGCAAUGAAACGUAAUAAAGAUAAACCUGAUUUAUGGAACGAAGCAGCUCGAGAAUUGAGAAAAUCAAUACCAACAUAUAUUGAAGGUGUUGAUGAACGAGUAUACAAAUGUCUUAGGUUGAGCUAUGAUUACCUGCAAGAUGAGGAAGCCAAGGCUUGCUUCUUGCUUUGUUCUCUAUUUCCUGAGGAUCAUAACAUCUUAAUAGAAGAUUUGGUACGAUAUGGGAUGGGGUUGAGGGUAUUCAAAAGAGUUGAUACAGUGCAUGAAGCCAGGGGCAGAGCAAAGUCAAUGAUUGAAAAUCUCAUAGCUUCAUGUCUCUUAUUAGCUAGUGAUAAACGAGAUUGCAUCAAAAUGCAUGAUGUUGUACGUGAUGUUGCCAUAGAUAUUGGAUCCGAAAAGUAUUUUGUAAGAGCUGGUUGCAAUUUGAAUUAUUGGCCAAAGAUCGAUAGUUUGGAUCAAUACACUGGCGUAUCAUUGAUGAGAAAUCAAAUUAGUAACCUUCCUGAGGUCUUGGAAUGUCCAAAGCUCCAAAUAUUACUAUUACAAGACAAUAAAAAUGCAAGGUCAUGUUCACAUGAAUUCUUUUCAAAGAUGACGGAACUUAGUGUUUUAGAUUGGAGCCAACGAGAUCGGAGCCGCUCUGACCCUCGUCUUCACAAUUCAAUUCGUAGUGCUGAUGCUUUCAAUAACCAAAUGUGUCUUCGAACGUUAGUUCUUGAAGGAAUAGAGUUUGGGGACACUAAAUUUCUUGGACAAUUAAAGACACUUGAAGUUCUUAGCCUCAGGCAUGCCUUCUUUUCUGAGGUACCAAAUGCUAUAAGGGAGUUAACUAAUCUAAUGUUGUUGGACAUGACUCAAAGCCGUCAUGAAUUUCUGAUUCCGGCCACAAUACUAUCGCCCUUAUCCCAUUUGGAGGAGUUGUACUUGUUUGGCACCGAAUAUUCAAGGGGGAUCGGAGACCCUACAGUAGAAGUAGCUGCUGCACUAAGAUCUUGGCCUCGCCUAAAAGUGCUAACCAUUUCCAUACCUGACAUUGCAUAUAUACCCAAGGACUUUGUUUUUCCUGAGCUGGAAAUUUUUAUUAUUUUUAUUGGACAAUCGAGUUAUGGGUGUAUGGUUGAAAAUUAUUCCCCAAAUUAUUUGGACGUGGUUGGAUCCAUGGUUAAUGGGAGUAAAUGGCUAAAGAUGGGGUUGAAGAGAGCUACAUAUCUGGGGAUUGAAGAUUGUUCUGAAUUCGAAUACUUGAUCAACACAGAAGAAUGGGGGAUUUCAUCACAGGCACAACCACGUGAUCUGCAAUUGCUCUUCAACCUGGAAGAAUUGGUACUCGGGGCUUUGGAUAGUUUCAAAGGGAUAUGUGAAGCAAGUGCACUUGCAACUUCCAGUUGGGUGUGCUUCCCAAAGCUUAGAACUUUGAUAGUUGGCAGUUGUCCUGAACUAUCAACUGUUCUUCUUCCAUUCAAUUUGCUUCAAAGGCUACAACAUUUGGAGAACCUUUGGGUAGGAGAUUGCAAGACAUUGGAACAAGUAUUUGAUUUUGGUUCUGAAGGAGAAGGCAUGAAGCUACUUUCUAGUUUGAGAGAUUUAAGACUAGGCCCCUUGCCUAGAUUGAAGCAUAUAUUGAACUGCUGCAGUCGUCAACAUGUGGAACUCGGCAACCUAAGAGUUAUGCAUGUCAAUGAAUGUGGUAAACUGAAAUAUGUCUUCCAACCUUCCAUAGCUCAAGCUCUUCAUCAACUUGAAGAGCUUGCGGUAUUUGGCUGUGAAGAAAUGGAGGAAAUUGUUGCUGCGAAGCAAAACGAAGGGCACGAAGAGAGAGUGGACUACAAGAUGGUGUUCAAAAGUCUCAAACAACUCUACCUUACAGGUCUUCCAAACCUAAGUGGUUUCUGCACAGGAGGAGACGACUUUCCUUUUGAAUGGCCAUCCUUGGAACAACUUAUGGUGAAAGAGUGCCCCAACAUGAAGACUUCCGCUGCCACUACUUCCGACAGCACACCAAAACUGAAGGAAGUUGAAGUUGGUAACUUCAAGAAAAUACCGCUACAGGGGAUGGACUUGAAUCAGUUUGUGCAAACCCAUAUCAUUUCAAAGCCACCUAAGGCAAGACAGACUGGUACUCUUGAAGAUGAAAUCCAUGUUGAAUCCUAAUCAGAUUGUGAACUAGAUUAUGAAUUUAUGAGGAAUAACUCUCAUGAUUAUCAACCAUAAAGAAUGUUGAGCUGCUCCCUAUAUGUGAUGUCUACCUUAGGAUUUUAUUAUGUAAGGACAUAUGCUUCCUAUGAUUUGUGUUUCUAAAUAAUUGUCUGGCUUUGCAAUAUCAAAACUACUACUCUAAAUAAAGGUAUGUUUACCUAAUGUGUGCUAAAGAUUUGAAGAGUGAAUAAAGGUCAAAAAAAAGUAUCAAGUGUGUGUAAUUUUACUUUCUUUGCAUUGUAAUGGAGCUUGUAUCCGAAAUUAUUUAUCUCAAUUAAUAGUAUUGUAUGUUUGUUUUCA
This is a messenger RNA of Camellia sinensis, 3761 nucleotides long. NCBI's taxonomy places the organism in Eukaryota, Viridiplantae, Streptophyta, Magnoliopsida, Ericales, Theaceae. The record is from RefSeq and is a predicted model, not a curated record.